Messenger RNA from Syngnathoides biaculeatus (alligator pipefish), 3970 nucleotides. It is a transcript of the gene rps6kal, whose product is annotated as ribosomal protein S6 kinase a, like. Bases 474 to 2654 code for a protein of 726 amino acids. Gene Ontology annotation, biological process: protein phosphorylation. The record is from RefSeq and is a predicted model, not a curated record. NCBI's taxonomy places the organism in Eukaryota, Metazoa, Chordata, Actinopteri, Syngnathiformes, Syngnathidae. Gene Ontology annotation, molecular function: ribosomal protein S6 kinase activity; ATP binding; magnesium ion binding. The transcript is spliced from 22 exons.
CAGAACAAGAUACUCCGGGUCUAACGUUCAGCUUUUUUGUAACUUUUGAGAAAUCAGAGACAUGGAUUGAGGAGUUAUUUAUUUUUGCGUUGAUCAUUAAGAAGUCACCUUCGAGAAUUUUUUUCAUGUCGCGACAGGGCUCUCUGGCGUGGAUGGGGGAAAUCCUUAACUGAGUUGCGUCACGAAUACGUCAAUAACUCAUUCACUGACCAGUCACCACAGUAGCCGCCAUGUUCGUAGCUAUGGCAGGGUAGCGGUACCGAUGCAGAGCGCAUGGUCACAUCAUUGACAUCAAAAAGUCGCCGACCGACAUCCUUUCCCACCCAGAUAGUAGUCAACAGUCAGCCACGCAUCUUCCCCCGCAACGACCGAGCAGAGCAGCCGGGAUUCUACAGUACGGGAAACAUGUACUUUGGAGCGGGGGUCUAGGUGGACUACGAUGCCUUAGAUUUCGAGAGGAAUCCUGGCACAGCAUGGAGAUAAACAACGUCAGUAGUGAGGUCAAUGGACAUCAGAUCAUGGAUGAGCCCAUGGAGGAGGGAGAGUGUUACACGCACUGUGAUGACGGGACAUAUAAGGAGAUUCCUAUCACGCACCACGUGAAAGAGGGCUGUGAGAAAGCCGAUCCAUCACAGUUUGAACUCCUCAAGGUUCUGGGUCAGGGCUCUUUUGGCAAGGUAUUUCUGGUAAGAAAAAUUGUGGGUCCAGAUGCCAGUCAGUUAUAUGCAAUGAAAGUUUUAAAAAAAGCAUCAUUGAAAGUUAGGGACAGAGUUCGGACCAAGAUGGAGAGAGACAUCUUGGUAGAGGUCAAUCAUCCCUUCAUAGUGAAAUUGCACUAUGCCUUUCAGACGGAAGGGAAACUGUAUUUAAUAUUGGACUUUCUCAGGGGAGGAGAUGUAUUCACACGCUUAUCCAAAGAGGUUAUGUUUACAGAGGAAGAUGUGAAAUUCUACCUUGCAGAGCUGGCCCUGGCCCUAGACCACCUGCACAACCUGGGCAUAGUUUACAGAGAUCUCAAGCCAGAGAAUAUCUUACUUGAUGAAGCUGGACAUGUAAAGUUAACAGACUUUGGCCUGAGCAAAGAGUCAGUGGAUGCUGAUAAGAAGGCUUAUUCUUUCUGUGGUACGGUGGAGUAUAUGGCCCCUGAGGUGGUCAACAGGAGAGGACACACACAGAGUGCUGACUGGUGGUCGCUGGGUGUACUAAUGUUUGAGAUGCUCACGGGGACAUUACCAUUCCAAGGGAAAGACCGCAAUGAGACCAUGAACAUGAUUCUCAAAGCCAAGUUAGGAAUGCCUCAGUUUCUUAGUUUGGAAGCGCAAAGUUUGCUGAGGAUGCUGUUUAAACGUAACCCUACGAACAGAUUAGGGGCCGGACCUGACGGCGUGGAGGAGAUUAAACGUCACGCUUUCUUCUCCACCAUUGACUGGAAUAAACUGUACAGGAGAGAGCUUCAACCCCCAUUCAAGCCCGCGGCAGGUAAACCAGAUGACACGUUCUGUUUUGACCCAGAAUUCACUGCAAAGACGCCUAAAGACUCCCCAGGUAUCCCUCCCAGUGCGAACGCCCACCAGCUCUUCAAAGGCUUCAGUUUUGUUGCUCCAACGCCGAUGGAUGAAAACAAGAGUUCCCCUCUCCUCAGUAUACUCCCAAUAGUUCAGAUGCACGGGGGGUCCAAGUUCUUGGAUCUGUAUGAGCUGCAGGAGGACAUAGGAGUUGGCUCGUACUCCAUUUGUAAACGCUGUGUACACCGAGUCUCUGCCAUGGAAUAUGCUGUGAAGAUUAUAGACAAAAGUAAGAGGGACCCCUCUGAGGAAAUAGAAAUCCUGAUGAGAUACGGCCAGCAUCCUAACAUCAUUACACUAAAAGACGUGUAUGACGAGGGCAGGUAUGUUUACCUGGUGACAGAGCUGAUGAAGGGAGGAGAACUGCUAGACAAGAUCCUGAGACAGAAGUUUUUCUCUGAGCGAGAGGCCAGUGCUGUGCUUUACACCAUCACUAAGACUGUUGACUACCUCCAUUGCCAAGGGGUAGUACAUCGAGACCUGAAGCCCAGCAACAUUCUCUAUAUGGAUGACUCUGGGAAUCCAGACUCUAUCAGAAUCUGCGACUUUGGUUUUGCAAAGCAGCUUCGAGGGGGGAAUGGCCUUCUCCUCACACCUUGCUAUACCGCCAACUUUGUGGCACCAGAGGUACUAAUGCGGCAAGGUUAUGAUGCAGCCUGUGAUAUAUGGAGUCUUGGAGUUCUAUUAUAUACAAUGUUGGCUGGGUACACACCAUUUGCAAAUGGGCCAAAUGAUACACCAGAAGAGAUUCUUCUUCGAAUAGGCUCUGGAAAGUUUUCUUUGACAGGUGGUAACUGGGAUACUGUGUCAGAAACCUCAAAGGACCUCCUGUCCCACAUGCUCCAUGUAGAUCCUCACCAGCGAUACACGGCAGAGCAAGUUCUAAAGCAUUCCUGGAUUUCCUGCAGAGAUGCACUGCCUCACUUCCAGCUUACACGCCAUGAUGCACCACACCUCGUCAAAGGAGCCAUGGCGGCCACAUAUUCAGCGCUGAGCCAGAAGACCAGCCAGCCUGUGCUAGAGCCUGUGGCAGCAUCCAGUUUAGCCCAGCGGCGCAGCAUGAAGAAACUCACCUCAACAGACAUGUAGACACACACACACACACAGGGAGCCUGUGCUACCAUUUUGACCUCACUCAUACCGACGUAAGUCCUGGCCAGUCAAAGCUACAGUCUCCCUUUUUAACAUAUUUAUUUGACGAAACCAACAUAAACGCACAGCUCCACGCACAUAUCCACUUGACGAGGCUCCAAUGCGAAGACAUGAGCUCAAAAACAAGACAAGAAACUUGUAUUUGUUACUGCUGGGAAGACAGAAUUGUAUUUAUUUCCACAGCUUUCAUAUGCACUUGCCCUCCUCGCCUUUCAUUCUUUCUUCCCUGGGAAGAAAUGCACCAGCUGAUGUUCUCCUUCACUGUGAUUGGCUGAUACAAAGCUGCUUCGGUAAACUGUGCCCACCCCCUGCCUCCCACUGCUCUUCAUCUAUGUUCCGUCUUCCUCUCCGCCUCAGUUCUUUCUCCUUCCUUGAUUGCGUUUGCUCUCUUCUUUUCACCACAAGAUACAUAGUACAAAAGGUGUAUGUGUGAGAGUGCUGGCAAGAUGACAUUGACUGAGGGACAGAGACAAAUUGUUUCCUUAUUCGAAACCUGCAACAAACAUUUCUGUGUAAGACAGUCCUAAAUCGUACGGAUCAAAAUCAUCUACGCGCACUUUUGGCAGUAUAAAUGCAUGUUUGGACAGAAGCUGUAUUUGCAUCACCUUUAAUUCACGUUUGUGAUGUUUCUAAAGAGGUUCAAAAUGACUGCAAAUGGAUAAAAUGUCUUAAAAUGAAUGUGAAACUGGUGGCAAGUUCAAGAUUGCACAUAUACAUAUUAGUUGCUAAUUUAUUUGGUACGCCUAGAUUAAACUAAUGCAGUGGCCUCCAUUUGUGAAGCUUUUACUGCAUCUGUUUUGGAGAGGUUUUUUUUUUUUUUAAAUGUUCAAUGGUGCACUAAAUUUUUUUAUGAAUGGACAAAAUAUCAGUUCCAGAUUUAACUGAAGAAACCUCUCUACCUUUUAAAAUGACACAAAACUGAUCAUAAUAGUCCUCAUACCUAUUUAUUGUCAUUUGUUUGAUCUGUGUGUACCUAGUACAUUUGCAAAUGAUUGUAUACAUAUCUUAAUAUAUAUGGUGAAGGUUCUGAAGAUGAAGAGCAUGUGUGGGAGCUGUAGGGAAAUCUCUGGGGGGAAGGAAAUGCACCCCAUCGAACCAGAGGCUGAAUAUAUAAAAAAAUAAAUAAAUCUAUAGAUAUCUCUUUAAAAGACAUUGUGGAAAUUGUAUAAUACUGUAUUUAUUUCAUUUGAUUUUUAAGAUUCUAUUUUUCUUUCAAGUUCUGUAUAUAUUGACAUUAAAGAUCAUUAUUGACA